Phoenix dactylifera (date palm) is the source of this 576-nucleotide messenger RNA. The record is from RefSeq and is a predicted model, not a curated record. Lineage: Eukaryota; Viridiplantae; Streptophyta; Magnoliopsida; Arecales; Arecaceae.
AUGGCCGAGGUUCUUCUCUCAGCCUUCCUACAGGUGGUGAUGGAGAAGGCAGCCGACCAUGUUCUCCAACAAUUUGGAGCGAUGUGGGGCAUCCAUGGGAAGCUAGAAAAGCUCGAAAGAAUGCUGUCGGCAAUCCGGGACAGACUUGGAGAUGCAGAGGAGCGGCAAGUCAAGGAAGCGGGUGUGAAGAGCUGGUUGGCAGCACUGAAGGAUGCAGCCUACGAAGCAGACGACAUACUGGAUGAGUUCAAUGUGGAAGCAAUGCGGCGGAAGGCAGAGAUUCAGAUCGAUAUGAUAAAAAAGGUGCGCAGCUUCUUUUCUCUUGGCAAUCCAGUUUGGUUUCGCCUUAAGAUGGGGCGAGAGUUGCAUGCUAUUGUUGAAAAAAUAGAGAAACUAGUGGACGAGGGAAAUAAAUUUGGUUUCACCGUCAAAACCCAACCCCAAAACAGGGACAGGCCACAAACCCACUCCUAUGUUGAUGAGUCAGAGGUCAUUGGUAGGGAGGAAGAUAAAGAAAAAAUAGUGAAGUUGUUACUUGAUCAUGAUAACAACCAGAAUGUUGCAGUCCUUCCAUAG